AUGAGUGUAUGGAAUUACGUCGUUACGGCUCAAAAACCAACCUGUGUCUCUCACGAUUGCGUUGGAAAUUUCACCAGUCCUCAAGAACUCAAUCUCAUUGUUGCGAAAUGUACUCGAAUCGAGAUCCAUCUGCUUACUCCACAGGGAGUUCAGACUAUACUGGAUGUUCCUCUAUAUGGGAGAAUUGCAACUCUUGAAUUGUUCCGUCCCCAUGGUGAAGCGCAAGAUCUUUUAUUCAUUACAAUUGAGAGAUAUAAAUUCUGUGUUCUUCAAUGGGAUUCUGAAUCUUCUGAGCUUGUUACAAGGGCAAUGGGGGAUGUUUCCGAUCGUAUUGGACUACCGACAGACAAUGAUCAGAUUGGUAUAAUUGAUCCUGAUUGCAGAUUAAUUGGUCUCCAUUUGUAUGAUGGCUUGUUUAAGGUGAUUCCAUUUGACAACAAAGGACAGCUCAAGGAAGCUUUCAACAUAAGGCUGGAGGAGUUGCAGGUCCUAGAUAUCAAAUUUCUGUAUGGAUGCACCAGGCCAACAAUCGCAGUACUUUAUCAGGACAUCAAAGAUGCUCGUCAUGUCAAAACAUAUGAAGUUUCUCUAAAGGAAGACUUUGUUAAAGGACCAUGGUCUCAAAACAAUCUCGACUAUGGUGCGGACUUAUUGAUCCCUGUACCUCAACCUCUGUGUGGCGUCCUUAUCAUUGGAGAAGAAACAAUUGUCUAUUGUAGUGCCAAUGCAUUCAAAGCAAUACAAAUUAGACCUUGCAUCACAAAAGCAUAUGGAAGAGUUGAUAUUGAUGGCUCUAGGUAUCUUCUUGGUGACCAUGCUGGACUGCUCCACCUGCUUGUUAUAACCCACGAGAAAGAAAAGGUCACUGGCCUCAAAAUUGAGCUUUUGGGUGAAACGUCUAUUGCAUCUUCCAUCUCGUAUCUAGACAAUGCUGUUGCCUUUGUCGGCUCAAGCUAUGGAGAUUCACAGCUUAUCAAGCUAAAUACGCAGCCGGAUGCAAAAGGUUCAUAUGUAGAAAUUUUAGAAAGUUAUGUCAACUUGGGGCCUAUUGUCGGCCUCUGUGUACUUGACCUUGAGAGACAGGGGCAAGGUCAGGUUGUAACUUGCUCUGGGGCAUAUAAGGAUGGUUCUCUUCGCAUAGUUCGCAGUGGGAUAGGAAUAAAUGAACAGGCGUCCGUGGAACUUCAAGAGGAUGAAAUGGAAGAAACAGAAAUUGAAGGUUUCCUGUCUGAAGUGCAGACUUUAUUUUGCCAUGAUGCGGUCUACAACCAACUUGUACAGGUCACUUCAAAUUCUGUUAGAUUAGUCAGUUCUACAACUAGGGAAUUGCGGAAUAAAUGGGAUGCCCCUGCUGGAUUCACUGUUAAUGUUGCAACUUCUAAUGCCAGCCAGAUUGGAGAUGGGACAUUGACGGAAGUGAAACAUGUCCUGUUGGAGUACGAGGUUUCUUGUAUUGAUAUGAAUCCCAUUGGCGAUAAUCCUAAUUACAGUCAGCUAGCUGCAGUGGGGAUGUGGACAGAUAUAACUGUGAGGAUUUUUGUGCUGCCGGACUUGACUCUUAUUACUAAGGAGCAACUAGGAGGAGAGAUAAUUCCCCGAUCUGUUCUUCUUUGUGCAUUCGAAGGGAUAUCUUACUUGCUCUGUGCUCUUGGAGAUGGUCAUCUCUUAAACUUCCAUGCAACGCAUGUCUUUGCUGCUUCAGAUAGACCAGCUGUUAUAUAUAGCAACAACAAGAAGCUGGUAUACAGCAACGUGAAUCUGAAAGAAGUUAGUCAUUUAUGUCCUUUUAACUCUGCUGCCUUUCCAGACAGUCUAGCAAUUGCCAGGGAAGGCGAACUUACUAUUGGCACCAUCAAUGAUAUUCAGAAGCUUCAUAUACGCACUAUUCCUGUUGGAGAGCACGCUCGUCGUAUCUGCCAUCAGAAGCAAUCACGAACAUUUGCUAUCUGCAGUGUGAGAAACCACCCGAGUGCCGAAGAAUCUGAAAUGCAUUUUGUCCGUCUGCUGGAUGACCAAACUUUUGACUUUUUGUCAACUUACCCUUUGGACGCCUUUGAAUACGGUUGCUCCAUACUGAGCUGCUCGUUUACAGACGAUAAAAAUGCCUACUACUGUGUUGGUACGGCAUAUGUUUUGCCCAAAGAAAAUGGACCGACUAAGGGAAGGAUACUUGUGUUUAUAGUUGAAGAAGGGAGAUUGCAGCUUAUUGCAGAGAAGGAAACUGAGGGAGCUGUUUACUCUCUUAAUGCCUUCAAUGGCAAACUUCUUGCUGCUAUUAAUCAGAAAAUUCAGUUGUAUAAAUGGAUGGUGCGGGAUGGUGGAACUCGUGAGCUCCAGUCUGAAUGUGGACAUCACGGUCACAUACUAGCUCUCUUCGUGCAGACCCGUGGAGACUUCAUCGCCGGUGGUGAUCUCAUGAAAUCAAUCUCCUUUUUGAUCUACAAGCACGAGGAAGGUGCGAUCGAGGAGAGAACUCGGGACUAUAAUGCAAACUGGAUAUCGGCACUUGAGAUACUCGAUGAUGACACCUACCUCGGUGCUGACAGUUGCUACAACCUAUUCACAGUAAAGAAGAACAGCGAAGGUCCUACAGAAGAAGAACGAGCUUCUAUGGAAGUAGUUGGUGAGUAUCACCUUGGGGAAUUUGUGAACCGAUUCCGCCAUGGUUCACUUGUUAUGAGGAUGCCUGAUUCAGAGACUGGCCAGAUACCGACUCUCAUCUUUGGUACCGUCAACGGUGUGAUUGGAGUGAUGGCUUCGCUGCCUCAAGAACAGUACGCGUUUCUAGAGAAACUGCAGACGAGUCUGAGAAAAGUGAUUAAAGGAGUCGGCGGUUUAAGCCACGAGCAAUGGAGAUCGUUCACCAAUGAGAAAAGAACUGCGGAAGCGAGAAACUUCUUGGAUGGAGAUCUUAUCGAAUCGUUUUUGGAUUUGAGCAGGAGUAAAAUGGAGGAGAUCUCUAAAGGUAUGGAUGUUCAAGUGGAAGAGUUGUGCAAGAGAGUUGAAGAACUCAUUAGGCUUCACUGA
This is a messenger RNA of Arabis nemorensis, 3027 nucleotides long. The record is from the annotation of a GenBank genome assembly. Lineage: Eukaryota; Viridiplantae; Streptophyta; Magnoliopsida; Brassicales; Brassicaceae.